Messenger RNA from Striga hermonthica, 2148 nucleotides. NCBI's taxonomy places the organism in Eukaryota, Viridiplantae, Streptophyta, Magnoliopsida, Lamiales, Orobanchaceae. The record is from the annotation of a GenBank genome assembly.
AUGGGAGGGGUGCCGUCAACGCCGCUGGUGGGCGGCGGAGCGCCGCCGCAGGACACGGCUGAAAACUUAAUUGGGGCCUUCAUCGGGAGCAAGUCGUUUCCCCUCGCCGACGAUUACUGGGAGAAGCUUCUCGAUGCCCAGCUCGAUCUGCGCUGGCCUCCUGAUCGCGUUCGCCAGGCAUGCCAGCUAUUCGCAAUGAACAAUUGCAACACAAGACACCUUGUAAAGAUUUUGAUUCACCUAGCAUGGUGCUUGCAAGAUUGUUCAGCGUCUGAUGUUCCAUCUCCAGCUUAUCCAAAAGCUCUUAAUGCUUUAUUUAUGUUAUCUGUUUUUCUGAAGAAUCUGAUUGAAAAUGCUAAGAGUGACAACUUUGAAGAACUAUACCUCUCGCUGGGCGAAACUGAACCAACACCAACUAAUUUUUCAAAAGGUAAAGAAGUUGAGAACUUUGUUAUGUACAGUGCACUCAACUUCAUUGCCAGAGUUGAUAUUAGUCCUGGAACAUACCUUCUUCAUCAUGAGUUGCUUGACUUCAUGCUGAUUGCUAUGUCUACUCAACUUUUAUCUGGGCCAUCACCUGGACUGGAUGACAAACAUCCUUUCAUUGAUGCAGCAAUGGUGCAGGAACUUCAUUUGGUUAAUUCGGUAGUGCAUAAGUUGUUCCUCAAUUACCUCAUACACCCUGGAGUUCUGCCAAACAGUUUAUCUUAUACCAUAUUUCCUGAAGGAAACCAAGCUGAUGUUUUGAGGAGAGUCGCAAACUUGGUAUUGGUGCCCUUUCAUUACAUUGCGAGCUCAACUAGUGCAGCUUCCAGAAGUCGAUUGGCUGAAAGCAGUCUUAAUAUUCUGCUUAUUCUUAGUCAUUACCAUAAAUGCAUGCGAGUGGACGGGAAGAAUAAUAGUGAUUAUAGCAGCUCAGAGUCUGUCUUUAAGGAAGAUACAUAUUUCUUAGAAAACCCAUACCGCAAAGCGGUCGAAAAUGUUAGAGAUACUGAAUUUAAUCGAGUUGAUAUUAAGGGGAAUGCACAAAGUGAUCCACUCGUGAGGCUACCUUUUGCUUCUCUGUUUGAUACUCUUGGCAUGUGCAUGGCUGAUGAAACUGCUGUCUUGUUGCUUUAUUCACUGGUCCACGGCAAUCCAUAUUUUUUGGAGUAUGUUUUAGUGAGAACGGAUCUGGAUACACUGUUAAUGCCCAUGUUAGAAACACUAUAUGAUGCUCCAAGAAAGAUGCCCAAUCACAUUUAUAUGGUGCUGAUUAUCCUUCUUAUACUAAGCCAGGAUUCAUCUUUUAAUGCCAGCAUUCACAAACUGAUGCUUCCUAGUGUUCCGUGGUACCAAGAACGGCUCCUUCAUCAGACCUCUCUCGGUUCCCUCUUGAUCAUAAUUUUAAUUAGGACUGUGAAAUAUAACCUCUCUAAGCUACGGGAUAUGUAUCUUCACACAAAUUGUCUUGCAAUAUUGGCAAAUAUGGCUCCACAUGUUCAUCGUUUGAGUGCUUAUGCUUCACAGCAGUUGCUUUGCCUUUUUGAUAUGCUUUCUCGCAAGUACAACAAAUUAGCAGAUGUAAAAAAUGAGAAGAUGAUUAUGGCAGAUGGUGGUCCAAGAGGAGAAAACCUUCCAGAUGAUCCUUUAGCAGAACUCCAUAUCUAUACUGACUUCCUGAGGCUUGUGCUGGAAAUACUUAAUUCAAUUCUAACAUAUGCUUUACCGAGGAAUCCUGAGGUUGUUUAUGCAAUUUUACACAGGCAGGAGGUUCUUCUACCUUUCAAGAAUCAUCCGCGUUUUAAUGAGCUGUUGGAAAACAUAUAUACUGUUUUAGAUUUCUUCAAUAGCCGUAUAGAAACUCAGGAAAGGGAUGAUGAUUGGUCAGUGGAGAAAGUGCUUCAAAUCAUAAUCAACAACUGCCGUUCUUGGAGAGGUGAAGGCAUGAAGAUGUUUACUCAACUACGCUUUACCUAUGAACAAGAGAGUCACCCUGAGGAGUUCUUCACCCCAUACGUGUGGCAGGUGGUAUUGUCUCACAGUGAUUUGGCUUUUGAUCCGAGCAGCAUAAAUUUAUUUCCGGUGCAGGUAGAAGCUGUAAAUAGUGGAUCGAUGGUAAAUAAACUUGAAAAUGGCGAGCAGAAAGAACAACUACUUCGAGCAUAG